Dipodomys ordii (Ord's kangaroo rat) is the source of this 1450-nucleotide messenger RNA. RefSeq names its product DSN1, MIS12 kinetochore complex component (gene Dsn1). Gene Ontology annotation, cellular component: MIS12/MIND type complex. The record is from RefSeq and is a predicted model, not a curated record. NCBI's taxonomy places the organism in Eukaryota, Metazoa, Chordata, Mammalia, Rodentia, Heteromyidae. The transcript has 11 exons. Bases 93 to 1154 code for a protein of 353 amino acids. Gene Ontology annotation, biological process: cell division; mitotic sister chromatid segregation.
GUUUCGGAAGUGGUGGUGACGUAAACAGCGCACCUAGACGUACCGGAGAGGGGACGAAGUGGCGCCGGAGAUCCAGAGAGUUCUCAUCCAAGAUGACUUCAGUGACCAAAUCAGAGAUCACAGAAGAAGAGGAAUCAGAGACGGCUACUCAUGAUCAUCCAUUACCAUCCAGUCUCAACCGUGUGGAAAUGUUUACUAAAUCAUCUGCCUCCCUGGAGACGACUCAAGGCAUUUCAAAGGGAAGAAGUCACCUUGGCUCUGGCCCUGAAAAGGGGGCAAGUUGUGAUGUCUGCCACCAGGAAGGACUUCAGUUGAGGUCUUUUCAUUUGUCCCCUCAAGAACAGUCUGUCCGUCAUCAAGACAGAAGGCAAUCCUGGCGACGAGCAAGUAUGAAAGAAGUAAACCGGCGGAAGUCCCUACCUCCCUUUCACCAGGGCAUUACAGAGCUUAGCAGGUCUAUCAGUGGUGACUUACCAGAAAGCAAAAGGCUUGGUGCUCUCCUGUUUUCCAGUUUCCAGUUCUCUGUUCAGAAACUCGAACCUUUCCUAAGGGACACUAAGGGCUUCAGUCUGGAAAGUUUUAGAGCAAAAGCAUCUUCUCUUUCUGAAGAAUUGAAACAUUUUGCAGACAGACUGGAAAGUGAUGGUAUUUUACAAAAAUGCUUUGAAGAGUCAAAAGAAAAAGCAUCAGAUUUUUCUCUGGAAACAUCAGUGGCUGAGAUGAAGGAGUAUAUAGCAAAAUUUUCUUUAGAAAGUCAAACCUGGGAUCAGCUCUUGCAGCGUUACCAGAAGGAAGCACUGCCAGAAGCAAUGUCCAGAAGCUCACUUGCAACCAAAAUCACUGAAGUCAACAUGGACCCUAAAAUAUACCUUGGGUCUUCCCAAAGUGCAGUUCUCAACACAAAGCCUGACUACCAGGAAAUUAUACGGAGCCAGAACAAAGUCUUUGAUUGUAUGGAGUUGGUGAUGGAUGAGCUCCAAGGAUCAGUGAAGCAGCUGCAGGCAUUCAUGGAUGAAAGUACCCAGUGUCUCCAGAAGGUGUCAGUACAGCUCCAAAAGAGAAGCAUGGAACAAUUAGAUCAUUCACCUGCUCGAAAACUGCUCAAACUUCACCUACAGAACCCUGUCACACAGUGCUCUCCAUCUUGUCAGUGAUGUUAUCCAGAUUUUCUGCCAUGCAAUAGUCAGAAGAUAGGACUAGGAAGAGUAUCCCAGCAUGUGGUGUUUCUGUGGCAUUCUGGACUGGAAAGUUCUGUCUGUUGCCCUUGAGGAUAUUUGGCUGAUUGCAGAGAACUUGGACUUUUUUCAGAGUGAUGGAAUUUGUGCAUCCAAAAGAAUGUUGGAGACAUACUUUCUCCUGGAAUGUUCAAAAUGCUCAAAGCCUCUUUUUUGAAAUGGCCUUCAGAAUCAGCUGCUCGUUCUGUUAAAUAUCCUUCAUGGUCAGAACUGUU